AAAUGGUUCCAAUUGGGCCCCUAGUUGGUAAGAGCGGCCCUGCCCACACACGUCAUAUAAAUAGGGAAUAUACAGUAGAUAUAGAGGAGUCAAUAGCUGGGUGUUCCCUGUCAAGCUCUGGCCAAUCCCGAGCUUCAGAGUUGCUGCUGCUGUAUCAGGCGGCGGUAGGACCCCGCGGCUCCCGUGUCCGACUCCUUUGUCCUGUCACUCGCUGGUGCCGGUACCACAUUAUUAGUCUCUUGUCUCUCGCCGCCUCAUCCUCAUGGCACUGCCCCGCCUGCUCCUCCUGCUGCUCCUCAUCUCACCCGCGACCCUCUCCUCUCUCUCCGACUCCCGCAGCUGCGCCAACACUGACCGGGAACUGCGGGACAGAGGCCUGGGAGGGACUGCGGGGGUCCGGGCCCCCAUAUCUGGUGAGCACCUGCGGAUCUGCCCCCAGGAGUACACCUGCUGCACCAGCGACACUGAGAUCCGGCUCAGUGAGGAGAGUAUGAGUGACCUGCUCAGGAUAGUCAAUGAGAGUCUUAGCUUCCCCUUGGGAGCACUUACCUCUGGGAAAAGGAACUUCCAUAAAUUUUUUCUCGCUCUCCUCGAUGCCUCGGAACACUCCCUCAAUUCCAUGUUUGUGCUCUCCUAUGGGCGUCUGUAUUCCCAGAAUGCUGCUCUCUUCAGCACCCUGUUUUCCGAACUCCGAGCAUAUUACAUGGGGGGUGGAGCCUCCAGGGUGGCUGACGCCCUCUCUGAAUUCUGGGCUGGGCUUCUGGAGCGCACACUCCGCCUCUUGCUCCCACAGUACCAGCUCAGUGCCGACUACAUGGAGUGCGCAGCGCAUAAGGCCGAGGAGCUGAGACCUUUCGGAGACUCCCCACGGCGACUGAGGCUUCAGAUCACUCGCGCAUUGGGGGCUGCAAGGACACUGGUUGAGGGGCUGGGGACUGGGAGCGAUAUUGUCAGCAGAGCCGCUAAAGCGGCACUGCCCCCCGACUGCCUCCGUGCCGUCAUGCGGAUGUGGUACUGCCCCCUGUGUCGGGGUCACGCCAACCUGCGCCCUUGCCAUGGUCUCUGUCUCAAUGUCUUGAAAGGGUGCCUUGCCCACCAGGCUGACAUGGAUGAAGACUGGAACAGUUUAAUAGAUGGACUCCAGGAAGUAGCCGAACGACUGGCGGGCUCCUUUAAUAUAGAGCUGGCUAUGGAAUCUGUUGCGGUGAAGAUAUCGGAGGCCAUAAUGUCCCUGCAGGAGGAAAGUGUACAGCUCACUGCCCAGAUAUUUCAGACAUGUGGCACCCCACCUCCAACCCGAAGCAGACGGUCCCCAGGCGAGGAUCCCAGACCGAGGUUUCGUGUCUAUAGCAAUGAUGAGAAACCCACCUCUGCGGAUGGUACCAACAUAGACAGACUGGUUUCAGAAAUUGUGGGCAAGCUCCGCCCACUGCGAAGUCUCUGGAAGCUUCUGCCUCUCUCCCUCUGUUCUGAUAAUAGAGUUUCUGCUGGACUCAGCAACCCAGAGAAGUGCUGGAAUGGGCAAAAUCGUGGAAGGUACCUCCCGCAGGUGACAGGAGAUGGGCUAGUCAACCAGAUUAAUAAUCCCGAGGUGGAACUGCAGAUCUCUCCCGCCAACCCAAGGGCACGUAGUCUGGGCCUGCAGCUCCGUGUGGCAAGAAGCAAACUGCGGGCGGCAUACAGCGGCCAAGAUAGUGACACACAGGAUGCCUAUGAUGAUGGCAGUGGUGGAUCUGGCGGUGGGGACUUGGCCACAGAUAAGCCAGUGACGAGGACCGUGGCGGGUGGGACCCAGCUGAAAGAUCGAACAGGGAAGAAUAAGAAGCAGAACAGCAGGGGAGCUGGGCGAGGAGGCAAAAGAGGCGGAAGUGGGUUCAACAGUGUCGGAGGCCCAAUCACACCCAGUGGACUUGCUCUCGCUGUGACUUUGCUGCUUGGGGCGCAGAUAAGGGCGUGACCUUGGUAUAUAGAAUGUAUGUAUACAGGAGUGUGUGUGUGUGUCUGUGUGUCUGUGUGUGUGUGUGCGUGUGCGUGUGCGUGUGUGUGUGUGUGUGCAGUCAGUGUACAACUGCCACUUGUCCUGGUUUAAAAAGGACGAGGUUACUGGGAAAUAUGUGGCAUUUAGGGAUGAUAAGAGGAGUGUGUCUUAAAAUGUCUGAAUUUUAGUAGGUAGAUACAGCAGGUUACAUGGUACCAGUCUAUAGAGGGUUAUCAAUUAAAAUCUGAAUGUUAAAAUCUUGAAAAAAUUAAGUUUUUUUCACUAGAAAACUUUAAAAAAUUUUAGAGGAAAAAUAAACUAGAAUUUUUCAAGAUUUAUUAUACCCCGAUGCUACAAAAAGCCAGAAUCAUCUCAGACCUGUUGAGGUUCUGUUUAAGUCAAUGGGAGAGGCACCUAUCUCAAUAUUUUCGUGGUCUGUGCUGGGUUUAUCCUGGAAAUCUGACUUUUUUGGGGAUUUUCAUGCAAAAACCCCAAAAAUUUGAGCAAUUUGGGAAAAAGCCUGCAAAAUCCAUCUGAUUUGUUUUUUCACAAAUUUUUAGCGAGUGUUUCUGCUAUCCGAUUACAUUGAGUUUUUUUAAGCUAAAAUUGGGCAUGGGAGUUCGUUUUUUUUUUAAUAAAAUAUGAGAUAAAUUUGGAUUUUAGUAAAUAACCCCCUUAGUGUUUAGUGUUCCCAUGAGGAGAUGGCCCUAACCCAUCAGAUGUCCCGAUAUGUCAGAUUUUUAAAUAUUAGGCUAUUUUACAGCACACUCUUUUUGCUCAAGCCACGCCCGUUAUAUCCAGAACCCACCCGCUUUCUGGCAGCUAUUGGGGUGGAGCAAAAUCUGCCCCUCUCAGGCCAGCGAUUCAGGAAUAAACGUAAGAUUGUGUGAGUGAAUGAAUGAAUGUGGGUUUGUAUAACAACGUGUGUGAUUGUUGUGUCUGUGUUUAUUGACACACUGCCAAACACUUGUUAGUGUAUUAUUAGCACAAUCUGUACUGGCGACACCACGGCUUUGUGUACCAGUACGGGCUGAAUAGGUAGUUAUUAGCACAAUGUACAGCAGGGAUUGUUGACCUUGUAGGAAUUUUAUAUGUUGUCUCACCCGGGGCGUCAAAACUGCUCCCGUGCCAUUAGCCUAAAGUGGAAUUUUUAGCAGUUUUUUUUUAAAAUAAAAUGUCCUAAAUAUCUAGAAACACUCGAGUAGCUCUUAUGAAAACGUUAAUGUUGUUGUUGUUGUACCUUUAACCAUAUGGUAGUUUCAAAUAGACCUUUAAUAUUAAAAAAAAAAAAGAAAAAAAAAAAAAGUUUUACCAAAUUGAAAUGCAGACUUGUGGGAAUAUUAGUAGAUCAGUAAUGUCAGACCUACUGCCUCUCAGCUGCAAUGAUUCAAACUGGAAGAAUGUAGGCCAGACUACAGUACUGAGCGAGCUAUGCCCAGACUAAUGAUGUGUAAGUCGAGAAAUUCUCUAACCCGCCCCCUUACAACCCUCAUUCUCCCACUAUUUAUAGACCCGCCCCACAGUGAUGUCACAAAAAGAGCGGGCACAAGUCUAGAAAUUUAGGCGCUGGAAGCCAGCAGUGCUAGGUCGUCCCGAAGAUUUUGUGCAGGACCCAACCCGUGUGUUUUGGCCUGGCCUGCACAUCACUAAUGUUCCUGGUGUGCCCCAAUGCCACCUAUUUUCUUCCACCGGGGUAUUCAUUAGUGAUGUGCAGGCCGCCCUGAAAUCAAUGGGUUUAUCCGUGGUUCCGGCCAACAUUUGCACACAGUUUGCAGGUGGAUUUGAGCUCUACCUUCCACCCUUCCCACCCAUGACCUUCCUCUGCUUCUGCAGCUUCUUUUUAUAGGCGAGAACCUGACAUUCGUGACAUCAGAGAUGGGGCAGGUCGGGCGCAAGUCUAUAAAUAGAGGAGGAGCCAAGCCGGGUCAGGUUGGGAGCAGGCGGGUUAGGGUUGGGUACUCCAGUUCUGAGCAACCUGUGGUUAGUACUGAGUAGAGGCUGCUGGUUAGUGAGACCUAAUUAACAUCCUUUAUUAUUCUCCCCCUUCCCAAGGUUUUGGUUAGUGGCAGUUGAGUGUCCAGGUUUUUUUUUGCUAAGGUUUGUUUUAUUUAGGGGUAAUGUAAAUGAAACACAGAAUGUCUUCCAUGCCACUGGGCCUUCACUUGCCCAUCCAUGAUAUAUAUAUAUGUUCAUGCAGUAUUAAAGCCCGCUGGACUCUUGCCUUGAAGAGAUUGCUCACUGACGUCAAAAAGAAAGAGAUAAACAAAGUUCUCCAGUACCACAUAACCCAUAUCGACCAAUCAGAUGCGUACGAGUAAAAGCUAACUGCUGAUUGGAUGCUGUGGUCAAUGCAAAUUGUGCUCCUAUUACUGCAUUAGGGAUUAGAAAGAGCUAGGGAAGAAGACUUGUGCAAAUAUCAACAUGGCGACCGACGCUAGCGGUGACUUGUAGUGUUAUAUUUGUGCUGCUAACACACCCGAGCUUUUCUAUUGUGUACUGGAAUUUCUAGGAGCUUCCAAUUAUCCCAUUGUUCAUCAGCCCAAAGAUUGUACCAGGUUUUCAUAGGAAAAAUUAUAUGUCGCGUCAAAAGAAUA
Xenopus laevis (African clawed frog) is the source of this 4572-nucleotide messenger RNA. It is a transcript of the gene gpc2.L, whose product is annotated as glypican 2 L homeolog. The coding region runs from base 263 to 1957 and encodes 564 amino acids. NCBI's taxonomy places the organism in Eukaryota, Metazoa, Chordata, Amphibia, Anura, Pipidae. The record is from RefSeq and is a predicted model, not a curated record. The transcript has 10 exons.